Messenger RNA from Zootermopsis nevadensis, 3589 nucleotides. RefSeq names its product Lysosomal alpha-mannosidase II (gene LManII). Gene Ontology annotation, molecular function: carbohydrate binding; alpha-mannosidase activity. Gene Ontology annotation, cellular component: lysosome. The record is from RefSeq and is a predicted model, not a curated record. Gene Ontology annotation, biological process: mannose metabolic process. Lineage: Eukaryota; Metazoa; Arthropoda; Insecta; Blattodea; Termopsidae.
CUUGCUAACAGAGACUAGUUGGCUUGGCUGUCCAGGGAUGGGCCAAGCGAGACUACUGUUCAGUACGUGUUAGUCGGUCAUUUGUGUUGGCGAAUGGUUGCGGUCACUGUUAAAUAUGGGAUGGUUGUGUCAGACGCUUAUUUUCAUGGCAGUAUGGUGCUUCGUGGUGCAUAAUGGCUUCACCACCCCAGUCACAGAUAACAUACUUAUUACAACACCGCCCACCGCAAAACCGCCAUCAAAACAUGAAGACUCAAACUGUGGAUAUGAGUCUUGCACCAAGGCAAAACCUGGUAAGCUGAAUGUACAUUUGGUGCCCCAUACUCAUAAUGAUGUUGGCUGGCUCAAGACUGUGGAUCAGUAUUAUUAUGGCAGUAAAUCCAGCAUUCAGAAGGCUGGAGUGCAGUACAUAAUAGAUUCAGUGCUGACAGAACUUCAUCAUGACCCAGAGAAAAGGUUCAUUUAUGUGGAGACAGCAUUCUGGUGGAAAUGGUGGAUGAAUCAGCAUGACACUAUCCGCCACCAAGUCAAGAAAUUGGUCAACAAUGGUCAGCUUGAGUUCAUUAGUGGGGGCUGGAGCAUGAAUGAUGAAGCUGUCACUAAUUACCAAUCCAUAAUUGAUCAACUCACUUGGGGUUUCAGGAAACUGAAUGAUACUUUUGGGAAAUGUGGACAGCCACACAUUGGUUGGCAGAUUGAUCCAUUUGGUCAUUCCCGUGAAAUGGCUUCCAUCUUUGCCAGAAUGGGUUUUGAUGGCCUAUUUCUUGGUCGCUUGGAUUAUCAAGACAAAAUGGCCCGCUUUCUAACAAAGACUGCAGAAAUGGUCUGGCAAGGGAGCGAAAAUUUGGGUAAAGCUGCACAGUUGUUUACAAGUGUCCUGUACAACAAUUACGCUCCACCUCCUGGAUUUUGUUUUGAUGUCCUGUGUGAUGAUGAGCCAUUCAUUGAUGAUAAACACAGUCCAGACUACAAUGUGGACACACUGGUGCAGAAAUUCAUAGCUUAUGCAGAAAAGCAGGCUGGAAAUUACUCGACAAACAACAUCAUUAUGACCAUGGGUGAAGAUUUCUUUUACCAGGAUGCCAAUAUGUGGUUCAAAAACUUGGACAAACUCAUUCGGUAUGUAAAUGCUCAGCAGUCAAAUAACAGCACUGUGAAUGUGUUUUACUCAACACCAUCAUGCUAUGUCAAGGCAGUUCAUGACGUUGGCCAAACCUGGACAACCAAGCAAGAUGAUUUUUUCCCUUAUGCAAGUGAUCCUCACACAUACUGGACAGGGUUCUACACAUCACGGCCAACACUUAAACGCUUCGAAAGAGUGGGCAACAACUUCCUACAGAUUUGCAAGCAGCUGUACUCGUUGACAGAUCUAGGACCUGAAGAUUCGGUGGACCUCAACAAAAUGCGAGAGGCAAUGGGCAUCAUGCAACAUCAUGAUGCUGUCACAGGCACUGAGCGUCAGAAAGUGGCAUCUGAUUAUGCUCGUGUCUUGUUUGAAGGUUUUGAGGAAUGUGGCAUCAUUGCACAGGCAGCCAUCAACAAACUUAUUGCAAAUAAGAAGCAGUCUGAGGUUUCCAGAGUGGAUGCUGUCCCCAUAAAAUCAUGCUUGUUAUUGAACAUCAGUCAGUGUGACAUUUUGGACUACUCCAAUCAGUUUGUAGUGACUGUGUACAAUCCACUAAGUCACCGCGUCUCACAUUAUGUGCGUGUUCCUGUGUCGGGUGCCUCAUACACAGUCCAGGAUCCAACAGGGAAGCAACUCAAGAUUCAGCUGGUGCCCAUUCCACAGCCUGUCAUAGAAAUACCAGGCCGAGUGAGUCCUGCAACCAUGGAGCUGGUGUUCUAUGCCAAAGAUCUCCCUCCACUUGGGUUCCGGUCUUAUUAUAUCAGCGGAAGCAAUCACAUCCAUCAUACCAGCAAGUAUAAGAUUCAUCCUGGGAGGGAUGUCAUUCUUGGUAACACGAAAUUCAAUGCUGUGCUGGAUUGGGAGACUGGCUCAUUGAAGUCUAUGGUCCUGGAUCGCACUAAGUUUUCUGUCUCUCAGGAUUUCUACUACUACAAAGGCUACAUUGGGGACAAUAAAGAGUUUGUAAACAGGUCAUCUGGAGCUUACAUCUUUAGGCCAAAUGGAUCUGAGGCACUGUCAGUGAGCUCAACAAAGAAAUCAAGUACUUACAAAGGUGAUCUUGUGGAUGAGACACACAUAAAGUGGUCAGACUGGUUGAGUCAAGUAGUCCGUUAUUACAAGGAAGAUACAUAUCAUGUGGAGAUGGAAUGGCUGGCUGGACCAAUCCCUGUUGAUGAUAAUGUGGGAAAGGAAAUAAUAAGUCGUUUUAAAUCAGACUUGCUGUCUGAUGGUCUUUUCUACACCGAUUCUAAUGGACGUGAGAUGCUGGAACGAAAACGCAACUUCCGUCCGACAUGGUCUGUGAAUAUUAAGGAACCUGUAUCAGCAAAUUAUUACCCUGUAACAUCUAGAAUCACACUGAGAGAUGGAGAUAAGGAAUUUUCCAUUCUGACAGACAGAGCCCAGGGAGGCACCAGUCUUAAUAAUGGGGAGGUGGAACUCAUGGUCCACCGCCGACUGUUGCAUGAUGAUGCAUUUGGUGUAAGUGAGGCCCUCAAUGAGACUGCGUUUGGUCAUGGUCUCGUUGCAAUAGGAAAGCACUGGCUUACUGGUGGAAAUAUUUCCUCUGGCACUGCAGCCCAAAGAACACGCAGUCUGCAACAGCAAGUGUUGCUAUCUCCAUGGCUUUUCUUCACUCCAGCUGACAAUAUCAGCUUCACAGAAUGGGUCAGUCACUAUAAGAUGGAGUUCUCUGGUCUGAACCAAGAGCUGCCAGAGAAUGUUCACAUCCUAACACUAGAACCAUGGAAGGCUCAUUCUUUCCUCCUUCGCCUUGAGCACAUUUAUGAGAGGAAUGAGCACCCUGUGUUCUCUAAGCCAGCCACUGUCAACCUUAAGAAUUUAUUCAAGCCAUUCUCCAUUGUGAUGGCUCGGGAGACUACAUUGGGAGGUAACCAGUGGUUAUCUGAAUCACAUAGGUUUAAGUGGCAGUCAGAAAAUGAUAUCAAUUUUACUCUUGAAGAUGAUGAAGAUUCAUCAAAAGAGGAUAAGGAUGCCUUGACCAUCACACUGGGCCCCAUGCAGAUACGCACCUUCAUCAUUGAAGUUAAUUUCUUGCAGUAGUAGCUUGUCAGCCGUUAUUACAUAUUGUUUUAUAUGCUCAUGGAAAUGUGCAAUACAUUUCAAACCAAUUUUAUUUAGCAAACUUGUAGUAUGCUGUAUUAUAUUCUUAUUUCAUAUGAUACAGCUUUCGGUCCAUUCUGAAGGGUCACUACUUUCUACAAAGCUACAUCCAUGUAUCAUUCCUUGAUAACUAGAGACCUCUCGUAUAUAAGAUUCUUCUCAGUAUGUACCAAUUUAACUAUGGCUGUUCUUGGCAGCGUGUAAUCAACACUUGUGUUCAGUUUUAUAAACCAUAUUCAGUAACAGGUCAGUGGAAAUAAUUGGUGGUUACCUUUUUUUUUUUUUUACAUUGUUUGAUUUGUUAUAACAUGAACUGUUAUGCACAAUAUGUUAAAUAAA